AUGUCAUCAUGGUUUGUAUGGGUGCUCACCAUCUUUUUCUGCAUCGGCGGCAUGCAGGGUAUGCAUAACAUCAUUAUGGCAGUUAUAUUGAGAAAAUGCAGAAAUCUUGGUAAAAAAUCUGUGAAGCACCCUCUGCUUGGGACAAUGUCAGUGUUGUCGCUUUUGGUGAUCAUUUUUUGCUUGGCAUUUGCUGUUUUCUGGGAGAUGGGGAUCGAGGGAGGAGAGGAAAGCUGA
Molecule: messenger RNA, 234 nt
Organism: Microthlaspi erraticum
Lineage: Eukaryota; Viridiplantae; Streptophyta; Magnoliopsida; Brassicales; Brassicaceae
Source: the annotation of a GenBank genome assembly